Molecule: messenger RNA, 4914 nt
Organism: Cydia pomonella (codling moth)
Lineage: Eukaryota; Metazoa; Arthropoda; Insecta; Lepidoptera; Tortricidae
Gene: PIG-B
Product: GPI mannosyltransferase 3
Exons: 10
Coding region: 54-1583 (509 amino acids)
Biological process (GO): GPI anchor biosynthetic process
Cellular component (GO): endoplasmic reticulum membrane
Molecular function (GO): alpha-1,2-mannosyltransferase activity
Source: RefSeq, a predicted model, not a curated record
UUUAUUUAAACGACACUACUACGCGGCGGCGGGCUUGUUAUUGAGGCGGGAGAAUGGCUCUGCCCUUCAGUGCAAAGGGUCUGAGGCCCUCGCAGGUGGUCUGCGCUAUAGUUUUCGUGAGGAUCCUGUCCGUAUUCCUGGUACAAACUUGGUAUGUGCCGGACGAGUAUUGGCAGACCCUGGAAGUGGCCCAUAGGCAGGCAUUUGGGUAUGGAGUGCUGACAUGGGAGUGGCAGAAGGGUAUAAGGAGCUACCUGUAUCCUAGUGUUGUGGCAGCAUUGUAUACUAUUUUGAAGUAUACUGGACUGGAUUAUCCUGAGGCUGUGGUCAUUCUACCCCGCAUCCUCCAAGCAUUGCUAAGCUCCGCAGCAGACUACAGCUUCUACAAAUGGACCGGCGGCCGUAAAUGGUCCCUAUUCCUGAUCCUAACGUCUUGGUUCUGGUUCUACACAUCGGGCCGCACCCUGCUGCAGACGGUUGAGACUGCUCUUGUUGCCAUUGCCUUGUCUAAGUUCCCGUUCAAGGAUGGAAGAUUGGGGUAUUAUGAGAAAGAAAACAACUCAUGGCUGUGGUUGGCUUUCAUCAGCGUGUUCCUCCGGCCGACGUCUGCACCUCUAUGGUCCGUGCUUGCAGCCUACAAUCUGUACACCACCAACCAAGGCCGUCUACGGUUGCUAGCUCGCACGUACAUACCUAUUGGCCUCGCUGUCGCCGGUCCCCUAAUCGCGCUGGACUCGUACUGCCACGGCAGUUUGGUUGUGACCCCGUGGGAGUUCUUCCGCUUCAAUGUACUGCAUGACAUCGCUUCCUUCUACGGGCAACACCCUUGGCACUGGUACCUCGCCCAGGGCCUCCCAGCAGUACUCGGCAUUAACCUGAUUCCUGUUCUACUGGCCAUAUACUCCAUCAUCCGUCGCCCUAGAGAAAACAAAACGGGCCUGCUGCUCUUGACCGCGGUUGCACUACAUGUAGCGUUAUACAGUUUCAUCGCCCACAAGGAGUUCAGAUUCGUCCUGCCGCUGCUGCCGAUCCUGCUGUAUUUGGCCCAAGGAGUCAUUGUGCCGUGGAGCAGGAAAGCCAAGAAAUGGCAACUAUACCUCGUCGCCCUGGCCAUCCUCGCCGGCAACGCCGUGCCCGCGCUGUACUUCGGCGUCGUGCACCAGGGCGGCACGCUCAGGGUCAUGCCGCUGCUGAGAGAAGCUCUACCUAACAACCGCUCCUCCGUGCUCUUCAUGAUGCCCUGCCACUCCACGCCUCUGUACAGUCACCUGCACGUAAACAUCACAACCCGCUACCUGAACUGCGACCCGCCCAUCGGCAAAACCGGCGACACCUACGAGUCAGAAGCCUUCUUCCACAACCCCCAGGCUUGGUGGCGUAGAGAAUACAACAGCAGGCAACCGCCUACUUUUGUAGUACUUUUUGACGUGCUGAAGGGCAGAGUCGAGAGUUUGCUGACUGGAUAUAGACAGAUAUAUGAACUGCCCCAUACACAGUUCCCCGAAGGCGAGGUGAGCGCGAGCGUGCUGGUGUACCAGAGGAACGAGCGGCCGAAGCCCGCGGGCGGGGACGCCGCCGCCUAGCCCCCGGCGGCGCCGCCCCACCAGUACUCCGGCAGCCCGCGGGAAUUCUCGAGACAUUUGUAUGAACCCUUCGGCCGCCACGCCUCGCGUGCGGCGCGGCGUGAACCUCGCCGGCAUGGAGGUUGCAAUUGGGCUGCCGCUUGACGUCUCAGGCGGUCAAAGGGUUCAAUAUUUUGAUUUGUGUUGGAGUUAUAUGCGUGCGAGUUGGUGAGGUGAAUAUCGAGACAUCCCUUUUUUUCUGUGCUCACACAUUUGAGCAUAUUGCCUUGUAAUUCGCUUCGCUGUUCGCGAGCAUGUGUUUGAAAAAUGAAAACAACGCCAAUAACAAAAUGACAAUAGCAGGUUGGAUUUGAAUCAACACGGCUUUAAUAUAUGAUAUACAUUUUCAAUUUAUUACAGUAAAUUAAAAAUUAAUUUAUUCAAUAAUUUAUACUUAUAAAUGAAAUAUUUAAUUGCCUUUUGUAUUUACGAAUGAAAUUCAUUUCGAUUUCAAUUCGUUCAAGCUCAUAAAUAAAUAAUAUAAUGAUGACUUUUCCAUCAUGGAACAAUGGUGUUCCGGACCUUUGGGAGGCGUGCGCGGAACCGAAACCAACACGUAGAGUAUGAAAUGUAAGGGGUAUUAUUACUAAAUAUCAUUAGAGUCUCUAGCCCCUUAUCUUAUACACUGGAAAAUUUCUUGAGAAUUCACCGUUUCCACAGACAUUUCUUUAUGACAGGUUGUAUGAAACACAUUGCAUUUCAACUCAGUGCCAAGGGUAAGGUAUAGAUUAAUUAUUAUUGACAUGGACUGUGUGGGAGUUUUGCCCCAUCCAUUUUGCUUUAGAGAAAUUGUAGAAUCAAUGGGGAUGUGUACUUGGGGUUGUGAUGACAUCGUAAGACAACGUAAGGACGGAAGGAUUUUUGAAAUUUAACCUUAUUAGUGAAAAUUUAAAGUCGUGUAUAGAGGCUACUUUACAUGGCGUUUUGAAAACAUAUGGCGCAGUACAGCGCCAUCUGUCUUGGACGCAAAAUAAGGAGCACGUUAUUUUAGACUACCUCUCUAUUACAAUAAAUUCUCUUUGGUCCGUACAUAUAGAAGAUAACUUAUGAUUUUGUUAUUAUGAAAGCCUUUCACAUUAAGCAUAUCCAUCCCUCUUUACACACUGUUUUUGUGUGUGUAAAAGAGAAAUAACAGAUAAAUAGCGUACGUAAAAAAAACCUUUUAACCGUAUCUACACUUUCCAGUACCAUCCCUUACUAUCAUCUCGAAAAUGAACUACGUAACUACGUACGUUCUACGUAGUCUAAAUUUGUAUCGUGUAUGUGUUUGUGUAGUGUUUUUUCAUAUUCUGUUCCCCAUGACGAGAGAAUUGCGAAACGCAAGUACAAAUUAUGUCUUAAUUUACAUAUUUUACUCACUUGCCAAAGCUAGAAACGUUUUAUAUAACGACUAACAUAUCUUGUAUGAUGUAUGCGGGAAUUGCGUUUCGUUCUUUGACGAUGUGUUGUCUUAGGGCCUAUACACACUUGCAAUUUUGAUUUUAGUAUGCAACCGCACAGUACAGGAAACACACACAGUGUGGAAAUAUGGUGCCGCGGCGCGGUUGCCAUCGCAAGUGUGUGUGUGGCCUUAUAGGGGGCAUAUGUCUUAUUUGUGGUAUUUUUUAUUCGAUUUUUACUAACUGCACUUUGUGUAAUCAUGUUACAAUUAAGGAAUUGCUAAUUACAAAAUCCAAUAUUACAUAAAAUGUGCUCGAUAAAAAAAAAACGAAUUAAAAUUACUAAUUUAUGUGAGAACGAAACGCAAUAACGAUUCGACCACCGAAUAAUAACAAUAAAAAAAAUGGACGUUAUUUUCAUAUUUAAUAUAAAAUUUAUUUGGACAUCUUUAAUUCGCUUAAUAUGACUUUAUUUGCAAUGGAAUUUGAAUUAUUUUUUUCUUAUUUAGAUAUAGAUUUGACUAUUUGCCUUGCUCAAAUUAUAAAGACAAAUAAGUAUUUUAAGAUCUCUUUAAGCUUGGACAUAAAUGUUCAUUGAAUAUCCCUCAAUCACAUUCUUACUUUUGAGUGUAGUACAAUUCCUACCGACCGGGCGGAAUUAGCGCGGAUUUGUUAGCACGGCCGCGAGCCGACCGGCUGCUCGCGGCCGCGGCCGGCUCCGACGGAGCCGUCGCGACUGCCAGACAUAAUGUAUUGGCACACUGAAAUUGCGCUCCGGCGCCGUCCGACUCCAGCCGGUCGGUGGGCAUCGUACAUUACAGAACAUUUACCAGACCUGUUGUAAAAAUUAGCUAUGGUAACAUUUUUUGUCCUUUAUUGCAUUUAUAUUUUUAUACAAUAGCUCUACUCAUAUUUUAUGAAUAUUUUUGUCCAUGUAAUGUUGUCUUGUAAUAGUAAGGUGCAUACAAACUGGAGCAUUUGAAUUACACAUUGCUGCAUAAUUGCAUGGACAAAUUGCGAACGGAAUUCAUUCACUAAAUGGCCGUGUACCAUCGCCCACACUGUCCACCGAUGGACAGUACAGUUCAUGUUGAGUUGCUGUUUGUACAGUCGCCGUCAGAUAUAUCAGAGCGGUCGAGGUGCUCUAAAAUAUCUAAACACGCACUCUAUCGCCUUGACAAUAGAGGCGUGUUCAGAUAUUUGUGACCACCUUGGCCGCUCCGAUACAUCUGAUGGCGACAGUACAGAUGGCAAAUAUACAAAACUAAUAUUUUGCUGACGGUACUUUUACAGCUGGGUGCACAUUACAACUUGAUCUGCCACUUAAUUUAUUAUAUUUACGCUGUCAAUGUUUUAGUCUUCCUAAGACUCACGAGUUUAAAAUUGAAUAAAAUAAUGUUAGAAACAUUUUUAAUUGUGCAAUAAUGUUUAAGAGAUAUAUAUAGUCAAGCAGAAUAUCGAUAUGAUUUAUUUUCGCUUGUAACAACACAUCUAAGUAGCUCCUGUAAUAGUUUUACUAUCCAUAAGAAAUAGCCUGAAACACUCAUUUGUUUCUUUCAUAGAAAAUGAAGGCCAUAGCACUUUAAAGUAAAAAUAGACUAGAAAUGCUUCAAUCUGUACGCAUCUUUAGAGUAUAAAUAAAUGCACUCGCCACCUAAGAACUGACGACAUCUGAAGGCGGGAUUCCACCAUUGUGCGGCACAAGCAUUUUCGGUCAUAUGUUUGUACCGCACACUGGUGGAAUCCCGCCUUAAUAUAUAUUAGGUGCAGGCAUGUAUUAUUUAUUAAGAACAAUUUCGAGCAAUAAUCGUAGGUAUUUAGUUUGUUAUCUCCUAGUGUAAGUUAAAGCAAUUGUCUUCUAUAGAUAUGUGAAGUGUGAAUUUUUAAAUAAAGAUUUUAUUUUUAAUAAGUUC